This is a messenger RNA of Canariomyces notabilis, 2085 nucleotides long. RefSeq names its product Annexin. The transcript is spliced from 2 exons. Gene Ontology annotation, cellular component: cytoplasm. Gene Ontology annotation, molecular function: calcium-dependent phospholipid binding; calcium ion binding. NCBI's taxonomy places the organism in Eukaryota, Fungi, Ascomycota, Sordariomycetes, Sordariales, Chaetomiaceae. The record is from RefSeq and is a predicted model, not a curated record. The coding region runs from base 1 to 2085 and encodes 694 amino acids.
AUGUCCCUGCAGGUUGAUGACAGCAGCCGCCGCGGCCGGUCCCGUUCACCCGCGGGCCGUCGCGGCGAGGAGGACCGUGACCGCAGCCGUGUCCGUCGUCCCUCGGUCAGCAUUGUCGAUGCCGUGCCGUACCCAAGCUCCACUGACGCCUUGCGCGACCCCUUAUCACCCGCCUAUGAGUAUGAGCGCCUGUCUACGUGGCCACCUAGCUCCCUCGACGACAGCCAUGGUCAAUACCGAGCGGCCCCGCGCGGGAAACCGGCUGACGAUCGUGAUGAUCGGUUCGCCGAGGCCCGGCGCGAAGUCCAAUACCGCUACGGGAAGGACCGUGACAACGACCGGGACCGGGAUUCCUCGGACUCCGACAAGGAGCGCCGGCGCGAGAGCAUGUACCUGCCCCAGAAGUACGCCGCCCACAUCAAGACGGUCGAACCGCCCAGCUCCCCGCGCGAGUCACGCGACUCGCUCCGCAGCGACAAGGACCGCGACUCGGACAAGGAGCGUGAGCGCCGCCGCAAGAAAGAAAAGCUCGAGGAAGACCUAGCCUACGGCAAACUGCCCGGUCCCUCCAAGCGCGACGCCGCCUCCUCAGACUCCCCGCCGGCUGCCAGCUAUGUCUAUGCCCAGCCCAAGCCUUGGGAGUACGCCAAGACGGAGGAGCACCGGUACAGCGCCACCACCACUCACCUAGACCCUCUCGGCCCGUCCGGCCGUGCAAGCGGGCGCCGCUCGCCCAGUCCCGCGCCAGGCGGAGAGCUCAGGUCGGCGAUGAAGCGCGACCGGUCUCCGCAGCCGCCCACAGGGCGCAUGUCGAUGCUGACGGUGCAGACGCCGCACCACGCCGCAUCUCUUUCGCUCUCGUCGGCACCCCCCUCGCCUCUACUCGAGGCCUACCACGGGACAUACCAGUCCAUGUCGCCGAUGCCGUCACCGCUGCUCAUCCCGACGAGCAAUGCGCAAGUGCUGGAGGCGCUCUCGCCCAUCGACUCGGACGGGGAGCGCGACAAGGCCAAGUCGUCGCGCACGUCGCGGCGGGCGCGGUUCCACGACCCCGUCGACGACGCGGCGCGGCUGGCCAAGGCGCUCAAGGGCGAGAAGCGCGCGCCCGAGACGGCCCCGCUCAUCGAGAUCCUGCCCGGGCUGACACACGAGCAGGUCAUGGAGCUGCGCGUCGAGUACAAGCGACUCGUCAAGACGGGAGCGGAGCGCAAAGGCGUCAACAUCGCCAAGCAUAUCCGCGCCCGCCUCAAGGACGAGGACCCGAACCUCAUGAAGGCCUGCUACGCGACGGCGCUCGGUCGCUGGGAGAGCGAGGCCUACUGGGCCAACUUUUGGUACCACGGCGACAAGACGCGGCGGGAGCUGCUGAUCGAGUCGCUCAUGGGCCGCACCAACGAGGAGAUCCGGGCCAUUAAGGAGGGGUUCAGCGACAAGAAGUACGCAAACAGCCUCGUCAAGUGCAUGAAGACGGAGCUGAAGGAGGACAAGUUCAAGAAGGCGGUGCUGAUGGUGCUGGAGGAGACGAGGAUGGACGAGACGGACGCGUACGGCCGCCCCGUGAGGAUCGAUUACGAGCUGGUCGAGGACGACGCGCGGCAGCUGUGGCGCGCCGUCUCGAGCGACAAGGGCGGCGAGUCGCUCAUGAUUUCCAUCGUGACGCAGCGCAGCGACGCGCACCUCAGGGAGGUGCUGCGCGAGUACAGGGAGCGGUAUAAGGGGGCCAACUUUGCCAAGGAUGCCCUGAGGAAGAGCGGGAAUUUGGUGGGCGAAGUCCUAGCGCACAUCCUCAACGGCGUCAUCAACAAGCCGGUGCGCGACGCCAUGCUGCUGCACCACGCGCUGACGGCGUCCAAGCGCGACGAGCUGCGCCGCGAGCUGCUCAUCUCGCGCCUCGUGCGGUACCACUGGGACGCGAGCCACAUGGCGCUCGUCAAGCGCGCCUUCCGCGAGCAGUACGGCGCCGACCUGCAGGACGCCGUCCGCGACGCCACAAAGGGCGAGUGGGGCGAGUUCUGCGCCGCCCUGUGCAUCGCCCGCAUGCCCGACGACGUGAGGAGGGUCGAGCGCGUGGAUAUCCAUCGGUGA